GUUUGGGAGCCCCGAGAGCAGCGGCGCGGUUCAGAACAGCUUGAGAGCCUCCAGCAUCCCUGGGAGGACCCUGACCGCCAGCCGGCCGGCCAGCCACCGUCACUGAAGCAGCAGGACCCUCUUCCCAGAACCAUAUAAGAAAAACGGAGGGAUCAUGUCCAUGAUCGCAGCUUUCUACAGCAACAAGUCCAUCCUCAUCACAGGGGCCACAGGCUUCCUGGGCAAGGUGUUGAUGGAGAAGCUGUUCCGCACCAGCCCCCAACUGAAAGUCAUUUACAUCCUCGUGAGACCCAAGUCUGGACAAACUCUGCAGGAGAGGGUCUUCCAGAUUCUCAACAGUAAGCUGUUUGAGAAAGUCAAAGAAGCCUGUCCAAAUGUGCAUGAGAAGAUCAGACCUAUCUCUGCAGACCUCAACCAGCGCGACUUUGCCAUCAGCAAGGAGGACAUGCAGGAACUUACGUCUUGCAUCAACAUUGUCUUCCACUGUGCAGCUACUGUACGCUUUGAUGCUCAUCUGAGAGAAGCUGUGCAGCUGAAUGUCACUGCCACCCAGCAGCUACUGCUGAUGGCCAGCCAGAUGCCAAAGCUUGAAGCCUUCAUCCACAUCUCUACCGCCUUUUCUAACUGCAACCUGAGCCACAUAGAUGAGGUCAUCUACCCAUGCCCUGUGGAGCCAAGAAAGAUCAUUGACUCCAUGGAGUGGUUAGAUGACUCUAUCAUUGACGAGAUCACUCCCAAGCUAAUUGGGGACCGGCCCAAUACGUACACCUACACCAAAGCCUUGGGAGAGAUGGUGGUGCAACAAGAGAGUGGAAACCUGAACGUGGCUAUCAUCAGGCCGUCCAUAGUGGGAGCAACCUGGCAGGAGCCUUUCCCGGGUUGGGUUGAUAAUAUAAACGGACCCAGUGGACUCAUUAUUGCGACGGGGAGAGGAUUUCUUCGGUCCAUAAAAGCUUCUCCCAUGGCAGUGGCAGAUGUGGUUCCAGUAGACACAGUGGUCAAUCUCACCAUAGCGGUGGGAUGGUAUACCGCAGUUCACAGACCUAAAUCAACAUUAAUCUACCAUUCCACAACUGGGAAUCUCAAUCCCUGUAAUUGGUAUGAAAUGGGAUUACAGGUCUUAACGACCUGUCAAAAGAUUCCGUUUGAGAGUGCUUUCAGAAGGCCAAACGCUAACUUCACCACCAACAACUUCACCACCUAUUAUUGGAACGCUGUCAGCCACCGGGCUCCGGCCAUCAUCUAUGACUUCUAUCUGAGGCUUACUGGAAGGAAACCCAGGAUGACAAGACUCAUGGACCGACUCCUGAAAACCAUCUCCAUGCUGGAGUACUUCAUCAACCACAGCUGGGAAUGGAGCACCGACAACACAGAGAUGCUUCUGUCAGAGCUCAGUCCUGAAGAUCAAAGAGUGUUCAACUUUGAUGUGCGCCAGCUGAACUGGCUUGAAUACAUUGAAAAUUACGUUUUGGGGGUUAAGAAGUAUCUACUGAAAGAGGAUCUGGCUGGUAUUCCCAAAGCAAAGCAACACCUAAAAAGGCUCCGAAACAUUCAUUACCUCUUUAACACCGCCCUGUUUCUGAUCACCUGGCGCCUCCUCAUCGCAAGGUCUCAGAUGGCUCGGAACAUCUGGUUCUUCAUUGUGAGCUUCUGUUACAAGUUCAUCUCCUACUUUAGGGCCUCAAGCACACUCAAGGCCUAAGAACAUUCCACCAGCCCGUCAUCUGGAACCUCAGAUACCUCUCAGGCAGGAGACUGUGUCUUAAACUAGGACAUAACAAGAAGCACACCCAAGCUUCGAGCCAAACUUACCAUUCCAUCUUCUUUCCUAC
Messenger RNA from Arvicola amphibius (Eurasian water vole), 1832 nucleotides. It is a transcript of the gene Far2, whose product is annotated as fatty acyl-CoA reductase 2. The transcript is spliced from 12 exons. NCBI's taxonomy places the organism in Eukaryota, Metazoa, Chordata, Mammalia, Rodentia, Cricetidae. The coding region runs from base 155 to 1702 and encodes 515 amino acids. The record is from RefSeq and is a predicted model, not a curated record. Gene Ontology annotation, biological process: long-chain fatty-acyl-CoA metabolic process. Gene Ontology annotation, cellular component: peroxisome. Gene Ontology annotation, molecular function: alcohol-forming very long-chain fatty acyl-CoA reductase (NADP+) activity.